AUGGGAGAGAGGGAGAGCAAAGGAGAGCAGAUCUUCGUUUGGCCACCUCUCAGAGCAAAGGAGAGGGGAUCUUCAUUUGGCCACCUCUCAGAGCAGAGGAGAUCUUCAUUUGGCCACCUCUCAGAGCAGAGAAGAUCUUCAUUUGGCCACCUCUCAGAGCAGAGGAGAUCUUCAUUUGGCCACCUCUCAGAGCAAAGGAGAGCAGAUCUUUGUUUGGCCACCUCUCAGAGCAGAGGAGAUCUUCAUUUGGCCACCUCUCAGAGCAAAGGAGAGGGGAUCUUCGUUUGGCCACCUCUCAGAGCAGAGGAGAUCUUCAUUUGGUCACCUCUCAGAGCAGAGGAGAUCUUUAUUUGGCCACCUCUCAGAGCAAAGGAGAUCUUCAUUUGGCCACCUCUCAGAACAAAGGAGAGCAGAUCUUCAUUUGGCCACCUCUCAGAGCAAAGAAGAGCAUAUCUUCAUUUGGCCACCUCUCAGAGCAAAGGAGAGCAGAUCUUCGUUUGGCCACCUCUCAGAGCAAAGGAGAGCAGAUCUUUGUUUGGCCACCUCUCAGAGCAAAGGAGAGCAGAUCUUCAUUUGGUCACCUCUCAGAACAAAGGAGAGCAGAUCUUCAUUUGCCGUUGUCUCUCUCUCUUCUCUCCCCAGAUGCAGCAGCUGUUCUACGAGAACUACGAGCCCAACAAGAAGGGAUACAUCCGCGACCUCCACAAUAGCAAGAUCCACCGGGCCAUCACCCUGCACCCCAACAAGAACCCGCCCUACCAGUACCGCCUGCACAGCUACAUGCUCAGCCGCAAGAUCGCCCAGCUCCGCCACCGCACCGUCCAGCUCCACCGUGAGAUCGUCCAGAUGUGCCGCUACGGGGCGGCCGAGCCCAGCCGAGAGGACCUGCAGCUGGGCAUGCCUCCAUCCUUCAUGAGGUUCCACCCUCGGCUCCGCGAGGAGGUCCUGGAGUGGGAGUUCCUGACGGGCAAGUACCUGUUCUCCUCGUCUGACGGCCAACCCCCCCGCCGGGGAAUGGACUCCUCCCAGCAUCUGGCCCUGGAUGACAUCAUCAUGCAGGUGAUGGAGAUGAUUAACGCCAACGCCAAGACGCGGGGACGAGUGAUCGACUUCAAGGAGAUCCAGUACGGCUACCGGCGGGUCAACCCCAUGUACGGGGCGGAGUACGUGCUGGACCUGUUGCUCCUCUACAAGAAGCAUAAAGGGAAGACCAUGACGGUGCCGGUGAGGAGACAUGCCUACCUCCAGCAGACCUUCAGCCAGAUCCAGUUCAGAGAGGAAGAGGAGAUGGACGACAAGGCUCUCGCCAGCAGCAUCAACCAGGACUCUGACUCCCUGUCCUUCCUCUCCAACUCCCUCAAGAUGUUCGUGCCCUUCAAGCUGUCCAGCUCUAGCCAGGACCAGAAGGAGCCGAAAGAGCCUAAGGUCAACAUACUGGUGCCGCUAUCCGGACGCUACGACAUCUUUGUCCGCUUCAUGACCAAUUUAGAACGGGUGUGCCUGAUCCCCAACCAGAACGUCAAGCUGCUCAUCCUCCUCUUCAGCACUGACAACAACACAGAGCGGGUCAAGCAGGUGGAGCUGAUGAGGGAGUACCACAUCAAGUACCCCCGUGCCGAGAUGGAGAUCCAGCCCGUGUCGGGCUCCUUCUCCCGGGCCUUGGCUCUGGAGGUGGGCUCGGCCCACUUCUCCAACGACUCGCUGCUCUUCUACUGCGACGUGGACCUGCUCUUCACAACAGACUUCCUCAAGAGGUGCCGGAGUAACACGGUCCUGGGGGAGCAGACCUACUUCCCCAUCAUCUUCAGUCAGUACGACCCCAAGGUGGUUUACGCCGGUAAGGUGCCCAGUGAGAACCACUAUGUGUUCACCGCCAAGACGGGUCUGUGGCGUCACUACGGCUUCGGCAUCGUCUGUGUUUACAAGGGCGACCUGGUCGGGGCCGGGGGCUUCGACACCUCCAUCCAAGGGUGGGGUUUGGAGGACGUGGACCUCUUUAACAAGUUUGUCCAAUCAGGGAUCCGGUUGUUCCGGAGCACGGACCCGGGGAUCAUACACGUUCACCAUCCAGUAGUGUGCGACCCCAACCUGGAGCCCAACCAGUACAAGAUGUGCCUGGGCUCCAAAGCCUCGUCGCACGGCUCGACACAGCAGCUGGCUGAACUGUGGCUCGAGAAGAACGACCACGGCUUCCGGAAGGUCGGUAGCUCAAAUAACGAAUCCCUCAGGACAGCGUGAGAAAGCACUCCGGCCAGGACUGACAAAAGCAGUAUGUGGAGUACCCCAGGCCUGGGUGUCUUUCCCUCUUCCCAUUUGUCUUAGCAGCAUUUUUAACUACCUAAUUUAUUUUUUACAGAAACAAAAAAGACUUGGAUAUAUUUUGGAAAUCUGCUUUUUUUAAAGAAAACACUUGAACGUUGAACUGACUGAGACAAACGUGACUGUAGAAGAUGUUUUCAUUAAUGCUGAAAAAUAAAGCAUCUCGAUGAGGAAUAUUCCUUUGGAUGAGCCGACCAUAACCCUGGACGCAAGAACAAUGUUCUCUGAUGUCUUAUUCUACCAGUCUAGUAAUAAAGACCAUUCUGUGUUAUUUGUACAGUAACCUUGUCUCAAGGUUGUUGCACAUAUAAGCCUGGGAUUUCAACAAUUCAAAGUUUGCCUUAGUGGGAGUGACCAUAGAAUUAUAUGGCAGUGACCUACUGAGUCAAGUACCUGUCAUCAUUUAAUUUGAGCAAAUCACACGACUGUGAGGCGUGUUAUGGGAGAUGAUUGGUUGGUAGAUUAAGCCAAUGCGCCAGGAGUUUCUCACAGUCAUUCUGUAUUGACUAACGAAGGCCAAGUUUGAUGCGUUGGUCCACCAGACUCUUCCCAUUUGGGCGAAAGUGUCUGGGAACUACAUGAUCUAUAAAGAGAGUAUGGGGGGGAUGUGGUGAUAUUUGGGGUUAUAUUAUGUGUACCUCAGUGAUGUGCAUGUACAAGCUCUUUAAAAGGUGUAGCGUUUGUCUUGUGCGUGGAGAAGAUGGGUGUUGUCAUCUUCACAGACCAGCAGUGCUCUAAAUGGAACUGUACUCUUGAUUGUGAAUGUUUACAGGAGGUUGAUAUGAACAAACAUUUCAUCAUUGAAGAAGGUUGACUUAGAUGAAAAGCAUUUGAAUUAAGACUAAAGGACCAUUUUGAUUCCUUUUGAUUUGUUUAUAAUACAGAAUAACACUGUUGUUUUUUUUCAAUUGAUUUUUAGAUUUUCUUUUAAUUUACUUCUGUGAACACAACUGCUGGAUUUAAUAUCUGCAAUUCAUCCUCCGCUGUCUAAUUUAUUGAAUUUGCAGUCUCCAUUCUGUGUUACCUGACUGUUGGAAUAUGUAUAUUAGAAACAUUGUAUACCUGUUGUUGGAUUGUUGUUUUUCCAUGUUCUUUUUGUUUCUCUCUCAAACUCAUCUGAUUACCAAAGAGGUUUUGCACAGUGUGUUUUAGGUGUUGUGUGUCAUGUUGUUUUCUAGGAGCUGCAGGCACAGACAUGACAUGUCCCGUAGAUGAAGAGGUCUAGUGAGUGAGGAAGCACCAUCCUGUCUCCAGCUCUUUGAUCUCAUGAGGAAUCUAAGGCCUCUAUCAAACUAGUCAUCCAGAUUUAGGAACAAAGGAAGGGGAACGUCAGGGAAUGCUGUGCUCCUUCAUAGAACUGGAAGGAAUUCUAAAUCAUUUUAGAACCCUUGGAGUGAAUUCCAGAACCUUCUCAGCACCCACUGGUACAAUGAAUUAGAAUAGAACUCUUAGAAUGAAAUCUGAUUUUAUACUGAACAAAAAUAUAAAUGCAACAAUUUCAAAGAUUUUACUGAGUUACAAUUCAUAUGAAGAAAUCAGUCAAUUUAAAUUAAUGAAUGAAUCUACGGAUUUCACAUGACUGGGAAUAUAGAUCUGUUGGUCAAAGACACCUUAAAAGAAAUGGGCCUCACAAUGGUCCUCAGGAUCUCGCCACGGUAUUUCUGUGCAUUCAAAUUGCCAUCAAUAAAAUGCAAUUGUGCUUGUUGUCCGUA
Molecule: messenger RNA, 4031 nt
Organism: Oncorhynchus gorbuscha (pink salmon)
Lineage: Eukaryota; Metazoa; Chordata; Actinopteri; Salmoniformes; Salmonidae
Product: chondroitin sulfate synthase 1-like
Exons: 3
Coding region: 1-2238 (745 amino acids)
Cellular component (GO): Golgi cisterna membrane
Molecular function (GO): glucuronosyl-N-acetylgalactosaminyl-proteoglycan 4-beta-N-acetylgalactosaminyltransferase activity
Source: RefSeq, a predicted model, not a curated record